Molecule: messenger RNA, 1434 nt
Organism: Labrus bergylta (ballan wrasse)
Lineage: Eukaryota; Metazoa; Chordata; Actinopteri; Labriformes; Labridae
Source: RefSeq, a predicted model, not a curated record
AUGCACUCCAACGCCUUGCUGACGGUGGAUGACUGCUUCGACAUGGGAAAGACUGCGUACAACGAAGCAGACUAUUACCACGCAGUGCUGUGGUUGCAGCAGGCCUUGAAGCAGCUGGACACUGGGGAGGAAGCUGUGGUUUCCAAGGCAGACAUUCUGGAUUACCUCAGCUACUCAGUUUACCAAAUGGGAGACCUACCUCGGGCCAUUGAGCUGACACGCCGGCUCGUGGCUAUUGACUCCAGCCACCAGAGGGCAGGAGGGAACCUCCGUUAUUUUGAGCGGCUACUCUCCAAGCAGCCUCAGCGAGAUGAACCAGAAUACCAGCCGGCCUCUGAGGAGCCCAUCCAGCUGGGAACAUAUAGCCGACCUAAAGACCACCUCCCAGAGAGAGAGGCCUAUGAGGCUCUCUGCAGAGGAGAGGGGCUCCAGAUGAAUGAAGCGAGGCGCAGCCGUUUGUUCUGUCGCUACCAGGAUGGUUACAGGAACCCUCAUCUCCUACUGAAGCCAAUGAAAGAGGAAGAUGAGUGGGACAGCCCUCACAUCGUACGCUACCUGGACUUCCUAUCACACGAAGAGAUUGAGAAGAUUAAAGCGCUGGCUAAACCCAGGCUUGCCAGAGCGACUGUUCGUGACCCAAAAACAGGAGUCCUGACCACAGCCAACUACAGAGUAUCAAAAAGUGCAUGGUUGGAAGCUGAGGAUGACCCGGUCAUUGACAGAGUCAACCAGAGAAUACAAGACCUCACAGGCCUGACAGUAGACACUGCCGAGUUAUUACAGGUAGCUAAUUAUGGAGUUGGAGGACAGUACGAGCCACAUUAUGACUUUUCAAGGGUGAGUUCACGUUAUGACUGUUACUAUGAUUAAGUUACUAAGUGUGGGAGCAAAAAAAAAAAACAUAACUCAAUUUGACAUGUUUUGUUUAAUAUAUUGCCAGAGAACACAAAACCCAAACUAUUUCUCAAGUGGCUUCAAGCAGUCAUGCUUGUUAGGAUUAACCCCCCUCCUUGAACUGUUAAACAUGGAAAAUAGAAGUAAUUAAUCUCCCAGAGGACUAAGAUCCAGAUCCAAGCAUCUGGAAUGAGGCAGAAAUAUCCCAGCAAGAGCGAGAACGAUCUCGCAGAUCUGCUGAUGGUCCAGCACAGAGAAGUCUGAGAUGAAAAGGAAGAUGGAAGAGUAAAGAGAACAGUUCACAGCUUGAACAUGCAGUACUUUUCAGAAAGUCAUCAGCAUUCUCAUUGGCAGGAAAAGCAUACACAAUAAACAAUAUGAAUUUUGUUUUUAUAGCACUAAUACUGACUCCCUGGAAGGAUAAUGGUUAACAGUUACAGAGCUUGAGCUCAUUUUAGAAUAGGCCACACUGGCAAUCCCUACCUUGCCUAAGCCCGCUUCACCCCUAAAGUCCAGGGGUCUCAUUUAUAACCGUUGCGU